AGCCUUGCCACAGCUGUGGCUUAGAUCUCAGCUGUGCCUUCCCUGGCCUGGGAACCCCCUAUUCCACAGGGCAGCCAAAAAGAAAAAAAAAAAAAGUUCAGCAGUAUGACUGACAGGAUUUGGGCACAGGAUGGUUUGCAGAGGGAAGGGGCAGAAGGGAGACAUGACUCAGGCUUCUGGCUGAGGUCACUGGAGGGGUGCAGCUUGCUGAGAUGGGGAAUGCGGAGCAGGGAGCAGGUUCCAGAGCGUGGGGCAAGGAGUGAGUUCACAUGGGCACAGUUUAAGGUGUCUCUAGGACAUUCAAGUCUGGAGCUCAGCAGAAAGAUCUGGGCUGAAGGAAACAGCAGAUGAGGGCCACGGACAGGAUUCUGGGGAUACCACUUAAAUCAAGGACCGAGGACAAUGGGUAUGGCACAAAAACCCAGGAAGAGUGUUUUCAGGAGGGAGGGGUCCUAGUGCCAGAAGCUUUGAAAAAAUCAAUGGAAGCACCUGGAAAAAGCUGAGACAGGCUGGAGAGCCUGGAGGGCUGGGGCCCCAGGGUUCCAGAUGGCUCUUAUGGUCUGUUUGGGGCCCUCUAGCGUUUAUGGUGGGACAGGCCCAUCCAGGUCCUUGAGGAGGGGCAGGGAGGGUGGGGAAGAAGCCCACAGCCCUCUUCAGAAGACCGUACCUCCUCACCCCACAGCCUGCACCUCACCCAUCCCCGGAGGCAGCCCGGGGGGACCAGAGCUAUACGUAGAGGGACAGAAACCAAGCACAGACAAUUGUGAGACAGUGAAGCAGGUGGCAGGGGCUCAACUUGUGGGGGCAGAGGGUGUGAGCAGAGGCCCCUGGAUGAGGAUCUCAAAGGACACCCUUCUUUCUGGUCCCGCAGAGUGCUUGGGAGCCGAGGGCAGGCUGGCACACAAGCUGUUCCGAGACCUCUUUGCCAACUACACAAGUGCCCUGAGACCUGUGGCAGACACAGACCAGGCUCUGAACGUGACCCUGGAAGUGACACUGUCCCAGAUCAUCGACAUGGAUGAGCGGGACCAGGUGCUGACCCUGUACCUGUGGAUACGACAGGAGUGGACGGAUGCCUACCUACGGUGGGACCCUGACGCCUACGGUGGCCUGGAUGCCAUCCGCAUCCCCAGCAGUCUCGUGUGGCGGCCGGACAUCGUCCUCUAUAACAAGGUGGACGCGCAGGCGGCGGCCUCGGCCAGCACCAACGUGGUCCUGCGGCACGACGGCGCCGUGCGCUGGGACGCGCCGGCCAUCACGCGCAGCUCGUGCCGCGUGGACGUGUCGGCCUUCCCGUUCGACGCGCAGCGCUGCGGCCUGACGUUCGGCUCGUGGACGCACGGCGGGCACCAGCUGGACGUGCGCCCGCGCGGCGCCGCCGCCAGCCUGGCCGACUUCGUGGAGAACGUGGAGUGGCGCGUGCUGGGCAUGCCGGCCCGGCGGCGGGUGCUCACCUACGGCUGCUGCUCCGAGCCCUACCCGGACGUGACCUUCACGCUGCUGCUGCGCCGCCGCGCCGCCGCCUACGUGUGCAACCUGCUGCUGCCCUGCGUGCUCAUCUCGCUGCUCGCCCCGCUCGCCUUCCACCUGCCCGCCGACUCGGGCGAGAAGGUGUCGCUGGGCGUCACCGUGCUCCUGGCGCUCACCGUCUUCCAGCUGCUCCUGGCGGAGAGCAUGCCGCCAGCCGAGAGCGUGCCGCUCAUAGGCAAGUACUAUAUGGCCACCAUGACGCUGGUCACCUUCUCCACUGCGCUCACCAUCCUUAUCAUGAACCUGCACUACUGUGGUCCUAGCGCCCGCCCGGUGCCAGCCUGGGCACGGGCCCUCCUCCUGGGACGCCUGGCACGGGGUCUGUGUGUGCGGGAACGAGGGGAGCCCUGCGGGCAAUCCAGGCCACCAGAGUUAUCCCCCAGUCCCCAGCCUCCUGACCCAGGAGCUGGCCCCUUGGCAGGCCCUUGCCCAGAGCCUCGGUGCCUUUGCCGUCAGGAAGCCCUGCUGCGCCACGUAGCCACCAUUGCCAGCGCUGUCCACAGCCACCGUGCUGCGCAGCGCCGCCAUGAGGACUGGAAGCGUUUGGCCCGUGUGAUGGACCGUUUCUUCCUGGGCAUCUUCUUCUCCAUGGCCCUGGUCAUGAGCCUGCUGGUGCUGGUGCAGGCCCUGUGAGUCCCAG
Messenger RNA from Sus scrofa (pig), 2170 nucleotides. RefSeq names its product cholinergic receptor nicotinic alpha 10 subunit (gene CHRNA10). Gene Ontology annotation, cellular component: postsynaptic membrane. Gene Ontology annotation, molecular function: transmembrane signaling receptor activity; acetylcholine-gated monoatomic cation-selective channel activity. NCBI's taxonomy places the organism in Eukaryota, Metazoa, Chordata, Mammalia, Artiodactyla, Suidae. The record is from RefSeq and is a predicted model, not a curated record. Gene Ontology annotation, biological process: monoatomic ion transmembrane transport.